CUGGUUGCCACCACGUACUUAUUAGUAUCACAAACCAACGCGUGACUGUUUAUUUCAUCUGCCAUGCGGAGGGAGAGGCUUCAACUUGAUUCUCUGACUAUCCCUCCGUGAACCACGUCAACGUCUGUGCCAUCCCGCCAUCAGAAAACCAGGUCACUCCGAUACGUCUUAGCCGACAAAUCCCCGGCCUCGAGGGAUCCAUCAUCCCAAAUCAGCCUUCUGUUGGUCCUGGGCCCAGAGGGAAUUGCCGCCAUGUCAAUCAAUUGGGUCAUGCUCGACGGCCAACAAGGCUUCGUCCCUCUGCCUAACGAGAGAAUUGUCCAUAAAUCAUCUCCAAGGAUUGCUUUAUCUAUCACCACCCCGGGGGCUUAUCCAGCCAACAACCCCGUUGAUAUCCACUGUAAUUCAGGUGUCGCAUAUUUAACAAAUCAAAGGGUGGUAUAUCUUCCUGACAAGGCCACCCAAGAGCUUCAGUCCUUCUCCGCCCCCAUUCUGAAUCUGCACGACACUCAUGUUACAUUUCCCUGGUUUGGCCCCAAUGCCUGGCUUGCCGUUCUACAACCAGUCCCUGGGGGCAAUUUUCCCGAUACUCAAUCCGCCAUUGAAGUCAAGAUGACCUUCAAAGAAGGCGGGGCACCCGAUUUCCAUUCCAAUUUCGAACACAUCAAAGAAAGGCUGCAACAAGUGGUCUCACUGGCCCGAGAAAACAACCUUGGAAGGCGACAAGACGGCUUCCUAGGCGACGUGAAUCUGGAUGCGGUGAAUCUCGAUCAAUUACCUUCAUACCAAGAUUCUGGAAGAGAUAGGAUGGCGUCACCGGACCGAACCACGGAAGCACAGGAUCUGCUGCACUCGCCCGUCAGGGAAACACCCAUCCUUGCUCCGAUACCAAGACGGCCGGGAGCGACAUCAACGGUGAGGGAUACUGGAACCCCUGCCGAUGCCCCUCCUGGCUAUGAGGAAGCACAACAACAAAGCGUUCAAGCCGAGUUGGAGAGACGACUGUCACAACCUCAGCCUUAAGACGAGAACAGGACAUAAUGAUUAUCUGUAUUUUCAUAUAGCCUAGGAUUGGAGUUCGGCGUCGAGGUGUUCAGACCAGCUCCAUCCUUGACGACAGAGUCCAUGUCGAGGUGGGAGGCUUGGCAUGUCCAAAGGGAUGGACCUCAGUAGCCAAUCAUAUGCU
Exophiala mesophila is the source of this 1186-nucleotide messenger RNA. RefSeq lists its product as uncharacterized. Gene Ontology annotation, molecular function: chromatin DNA binding; transcription coactivator activity. Lineage: Eukaryota; Fungi; Ascomycota; Eurotiomycetes; Chaetothyriales; Herpotrichiellaceae. Gene Ontology annotation, biological process: positive regulation of DNA-templated transcription. The transcript is spliced from 3 exons. The coding region runs from base 253 to 1023 and encodes 256 amino acids. Gene Ontology annotation, cellular component: nucleus. The record is from RefSeq and is a predicted model, not a curated record.